Talaromyces proteolyticus is the source of this 1369-nucleotide messenger RNA. Its product is annotated as glycoside hydrolase superfamily. The transcript has 3 exons. The record is from RefSeq and is a predicted model, not a curated record. Lineage: Eukaryota; Fungi; Ascomycota; Eurotiomycetes; Eurotiales; Trichocomaceae. Gene Ontology annotation, molecular function: hydrolase activity, hydrolyzing O-glycosyl compounds. Bases 278 to 1369 code for a protein of 363 amino acids.
UGCAACCCUAAAUCAUCCCGCGGGCCAAUCACGACGAUCUGACGGCCAAGUGAAAUAACCAACUAUAGAAUAGUCACGUUUGAUUCGGAAAACAGGAUGAUUUAGGUUGAUUUGACUGCUAGGCAAGACGGAGAGCUCCGUGGCAAUUUGGGAUGAAUUCAUGAUGAUCUUUUAACACUUCGUUGUUGGGGAAGGUUAUAAAAUGACGGUUCGUCCGUCUUCGACACAGUAGACAAUCAAUCCGAUAACUUGUCUAUCGCCAUACAAAUCAAUUGAGAUGAAGUUUUCCCUAGCUAUUGCAGCUGCGGCUGCAGCUCUUUCGAGCUCAGUCCGCGCUGCCCAGUCCUUCGCUGGGUCCAAUCUAUACUACGCCGCUGGCCUGACAGACGACGAGUCAACAACACUACUCACAGGGCUACAGAGUGCCGGCGUCAAGGUCCUUCGAGUGUGGCUCGACGGCGAAUCUGGCACCGUCAAAGGAACCCCGAUCAACGAUUAUCCUUCUCUCGAAUCCGGCCAGCCUGGAAACUGGAACGACACGGUGCUGUCCCGUCUCGACGAUUUUAUGGACAAAGCACACGGCUAUGGCAUCAAGCUGCUCGUGUCGAUGCACAGCUACAAUGCGCUCUCCGCAACUCCCCCGGACAUUUACGGCGCGUGGUACGGAACCGGCGAUUUCUAUACGAGUAGUGAUGCAAUGGGCUACUUUAAGAACCGGAUUGCGCACAUCAUGAACCACGUCAAUCCGCAUAAUAAUAAGAGAUGGGCUGAUAGCCCAGAGUAUAUCUUCGCGUUCGAAGCGGAGAAUGAGGCUAUGCAUGAUCAGCAAAACCCCUCUGCCCUGACUGCAUGGCAAUGCACCAUGGCCACGGCGAUCCGCUCAAACUUCCAAAACGGCACCUCCAAUAUCCUAAUCACCACGGGCGGUGGCGCAUAUCUCGCCAACUCCCUACUCGACGCGUACUUUAGCUGCGCGGACCUCGAUGUCCUCGCCAUCCACGCUUACGGGACCGGCGACUUCGCCACCUCGGCACUCACGCCGUACGUGCAAAAGGCUCAAUCCAGCAAUAAAAAACUCAUAAUGGAGGAAUGGGGCGCCUGCUACUAUUCCAGCGAAAACCAGCGGUGCGAUCAGUCGUCCGCUCUCGAUUCCGGCACCAGAGACGAGAAUAUCAAGACGUGGGCCGACCAGAUCAGCAAGGCCGGCAUCCCCUGGUUCUACUGGCAGAUUCUGCCGAAUGAGGAUCCGCAUUCGGACUGGGAUUAUGAGGUCGGCAUUAAUGGCGUGAACUGGGACGCGUUGGAGGCCGUGGCUAAUGCGACGGCGGGGUAUGAGGCUGCCUUUGAUUUUUCGGCUUAUUUACUGUAG